Molecule: messenger RNA, 2878 nt
Organism: Danaus plexippus (monarch butterfly)
Lineage: Eukaryota; Metazoa; Arthropoda; Insecta; Lepidoptera; Nymphalidae
Product: mucin-2-like
Exons: 7
Coding region: 416-2521 (701 amino acids)
Cellular component (GO): extracellular region
Molecular function (GO): chitin binding
Source: RefSeq, a predicted model, not a curated record
UUGACGGCGCCUGAGCGCUGCGUACGUCAGUUUUGCCAGCACUUACUGCGGGGCAAUACGUAUUGCCCGGUAAACUUUUACGACCAAUAUAAAUAGAGUUUGUGUCUUCUGUUUUCAAUAUUUGUUUAUCUUAAUAUUUGAUCAAAUUAAACAUCACUGUGAACAACUGAGAGUGUUUUGAAUGUUUCCUUCGAAGUAAAUGUAAUUUCUUAUAAAGGACAGUUCGUAUAACGACACUUUGGAUGUUACGCUCGCUUCACCAACAUGAUCUAUUGGAUGUGCUGGAGAUAAGGUACACAUGACAUGAGGUAGCAGACGACACCAUGCAGGAAACACCGUGAACUACCGAUUGGCGUUUUUGUUGUUGACUGGCACUGCUUGUUAACUGGCAUCUGAGUAUAUUUUUCUUCCACAGAUGCGGCGGCAGGCUCGGUUUACAGUCGGCGGCACGCUUGUAGCGCGUACCGCCUCUGCUUUACAAGUUUGGCUGUGGUUGCUACUGUUUGUUUUUCAAAAUGAAUUCCGGAUAUCAGGGUCCAUUCAACCAGGAUAUUUGGACUUUGACAACCUCCCAGACACGAAUUUCACAUGCACUGGCAAAGUGAUUGGGGGUUAUUAUGCUGAUUUGGAGACUUCAUGUCAGAUGUUCCACGUGUGCACCGUCGGUCAGCACGAAGAACCUAUGGAUAUCAAAUUCCUUUGCCUCAACGGCACUGUGUUUGAUCAGGAAACGAGAGUCUGCGAAAGAGUAGACGAAGUCGACUGUACAAAGUCUGAAAAGUUCUAUAGUUUAAAUUUAGAAUUGUACGGAAGUACUGCACCUCCCAUUAUACAACCUGAAAUACCAGAAACUAAAUUACAACCAAAACCUACAGAAUCAUCGAAUACACAAACAUCCAAUAAACCCACCACAACCGACCUAUCAGAUCCAUUUACUAAUGACUUGUCUACUAUACCUGAUAAGACACAAAAUCAGUCUUCGGAAACCAUAGAUUCUACUGAAGACCCAAUCCAGGAAAUAAAACAGGAUGAUAACAAAAAUUCUGCAUCUUACUCCAAUUUGCAAUCUAAACAAGAAGAAAAUAAGAAAGAUUAUGAAGAGGAUGAUGACAGUAUCGAUGAUGAUGACGUCGAAUAUGAAGAAGACAUCGCACCGCCUUUGAGUUCAACAACUGCUGAAGGAAUCACUUCUACAUCUACCACAACUCGAAAGCCGUCAACGAGCCAAUUGCCACCACUAUCGACAGUGUCACCAUCGUCGCCACCCACUCCUAUACCGCAUUUUAUUACUUCGUCUACGCCAUCUAUUUCUUCUUAUUCACCUCAAAUACCCUCAAUAAAACCAUCCAUAAUACCGUCAUCAACUUUAGACCCUUCAUUACUUUCACCUCAAGAAUUUAUAUAUCGGCAUCGAGGUCCAGGAUCUGAAGCCAUAUCCUUUCAAAGACAAAGUUUUCGUCCGGCUGAUGGCAUAUAUAUAACUCAUGCCCCGCCACAGCAGUUUGACCAUUUCCAAUACGAAUCUUCAAGAACUGCACCUCGCCCAUCACGUCCAGUGCCAUUUGUGCAGCGUCCACAGCCGACGCCUUUUCGUCCAACUACAGCUGAUCCACGAGACCAAAUAUUACGGCCUGGUCAAAGUUCACAAUCUUCUGAAAGGUUAGAAACUACAGUGAAACAUCGCCAUCAAAAUUACCCACAACAUUUACCCCCGCAGCAACCAUUACCUUUUAAUCCAUUUUAUUAUGAUCGCAAACGCAGUGAGGAUUCCAGCCAAGAAAAUGAAUCUUCACUAUCAGCAAGAUCUGUACCACCCCUUACAGUAACAGAACGUAAUCUGCCCAAACCAAAAAGCCCACCACGUGUUAUAGUGACGGCUAGUGCAUCUGUAAGCGACAGUAACGGCAAAAGGUUGAACUAUACCGUCGGUAAUGUGGUUAAUGCAGUUAAGCCAAUCGUGGCAAUAAACUACGAUGAUUAUAAAGAAUCUGACCUCAUAUUUGACCCAUUCUUUCUCGAUGUGCCAAAACUACAAUCACGAAGGAAGACUAGAUCAAGUAAUAUUAGAAAAAUAGUUAAUGUCCCAAUGACAGCAACCAUGUCUGCAAAAAAUAUUAAAGAAAAGGUUUUACCGACAAUUCAUAAGGCGAAACCUAUUAAAAUGACUUCAACUUCUACAACAACCACAACCACAGCAGCCUGGAAUCCCGAGGACUAUGUUGAUGAUAAUUAUGAACCACAUUCAUAUUAUAUUCCACCACCUCCACCUUUAGCAGUGUUAGUUACGGAUAUAAAAAUUAUGAAACAAGACAGAUUAUUGAACGAUGUUAUUGGGAUUAAAUCGAAUUAUAACAAGGUUGACAUAUCCAAGGAACAAGCCAAACCGACGUCUUCUAUAGCGCAUGAAAUCUCUAGUCAAAGUGUGGGUACUGAGGCUACUUUGCCGGUCACCUCACCGAUUCCUAUCGAGGCUCCCGCUUGCAUUACUUCGCGCUCUUCUGACUGUCGGAUUCGUGCCUAAUAUUAGGUCACUAAAUACAUAGAUAAGUAGUCGCAUAUUUAAUAGGUAGUUAAAUUAAAUAAUUUGGAUUGAUUCCUUUUGCACUUAAAGAUUUUUUCAAUUAAUAAUAUUUUAUUUCAUUAUAAUUAUGUUGCAAUGCAUUUUGCAGCCUAUUGUUAUUUAUUUAAUAUAAUAUGUAUAAAAUAUAUCUAUAUUUAAGAAAUAUCAUUUCUUAUUGUAAAUAAGACCAAUCAAAAAUUAAAAUCACCACAUAACAGUUGUGUCCGAUAUAGUAUAAAACUUUAUUAUGUUAAUAUUUAUAAUUAAAAAAUCUUGUAAAUAUGUAUGUAUAAUAAAAUAAAGAAUUUUUUUUUAUAA